Molecule: messenger RNA, 2064 nt
Organism: Oryza sativa Japonica Group (Japanese rice)
Lineage: Eukaryota; Viridiplantae; Streptophyta; Magnoliopsida; Poales; Poaceae
Product: protein CHUP1, chloroplastic
Source: RefSeq, a predicted model, not a curated record
UAGAUGCUUUUUCGUCUAUUUUAUUACUGUUGCUUGCCUACAAUUCUCAGCCAAUAACCACAUCUCUGGAAAGGUAUCUACUAUCUACCAUAUAAUUUCCUGUCUUAAGUUACAGAAUGUGGAUCAGUUAUAAUUUUCCUAUAUUUUAUAGGAAGCACCUUUUAACUACUAGAAAAGGUAUCAAGUUGCCAGCAGUAUGACCCUGGAUAACAUUUAUAUGAGAGAAGCCCUUUGCAUCCUGUGCAUGCAAAGAUUAUGCUUUAUUCUCAUAAUCAAGAAAUAGGAUAAUACUAAUCUUGCCUUGCAAGACAGAUGAAUCACAACUUACAAGUUACAAAACCUCAGGCUAUACUUUAACAACGAGAGGUCUUGUGUGAAACAAAAUCAAACAAUGAUAAUGAAGAACCCAGACUUUGUGUGGCCUUGAUCAAAGAUGUUGGCAAGAAAACUGUUAGAGAACUGGAGAGAUUUAGCAUAGUUUAGACCUGAAGGCAAAGCAAGGUAGGAACGCCCUGUGGGGCAGUGGAUAUACUAAAUGGCUUGUUUCAUGGAGACUAAAGGAAUGAUGAGAUCUUCUAAAUGGAAAGUAAGAGAGCAGAGGGCAUCAAGAAUCUCCUUCUGAAAAUAUUAUUUCCUUUAACCUUUCCCCUUGCUGGUUCUUUUAUCUUUGACCUCAUAACAGAUAGGGCAAACAGAGACAGUGAUAUAGACCUGUCUGAUAGCCCAACCGAAUUGGAUCCAUCAUACGGAUCAAGUUCAAUUCGCGAGGAAGAGGAAGAAGAAAUGGAUUCAAUUCAUCGUGCGCCGCGAAAACUAGUGCAAACAGAGAAUCCCUGCAGCACAGGUAGGAUUGUGAGCAGUGAAUUUUCACAUACCGAAGAAAUCAUGGUGGCGCAGGCCUCCGAUAGUUCAUCAGAAGUUUCAGUCAAUAGAGUUCAAGAUGAUCAGAGAAUGAUGAUGGAAGACGUCAACAGCUUGAAGCGCAUGGUGUCCGCCCUCGAAGAGCAGGCUGCGAGCAUCGAAUCGCAGUUCCAUGACUACUGCGACAUGAAGGAGCAGGAAUCAACAUACCAGAAGAUGCAGAUCAUGUGCCUGGGGAUGAAGCUGGAGCAGCUGGAGUCUCAGAACCAGAGGCUGGAAGCAGCUGCUGCGGAGAUCCGCGCAUCUGCUGAAGAGUUCGCGACGAUGCGAGCUAGGUUCGAUGCGAUGCAGAGCAAGUCCAAGAAGAUCUGGAAGAAGAACAAGCAAGACCUGGACGCCAUUGAUGAAAGAGUCCUGGCUCUUGAUGCCAGGGAGGCAGAAAUGGCAACAAGGUGCCAGGGCUUUGAGCAGUUCAUGGAGGAGAUGAAGCAGCUCACUUUGCAGCUGCAGAAGGAGAAAGGAACAAACAAUGAGAAUGUGGAGGUGAUUGUGGAGAGAAGCAUGAGAAAGCUGGGGUCGAGCGGCAGGGACGUUCUUGACGGGCUGGAGGCGCUCCGGGACCGGUGGGCGGCCGACAUGGAGGAGAUGAUCUACCUCGGCUGGAUCACGGCGUGGCUGCAGCACGACCUCCUCGUCCUCGACGGCGGCGAGGUCGGCACGCCGGCGGCGAUCAUCGGCGACGAGACACCGGCGCAGCCGCGGCACAAGGGGGAGAAGGUGGUGGUCGCGGUGGCGCCGAGCAACGAGGUGGAGCUCUGCAAGGCGGCGUCGGCGUCAUCGAGCUCGUCGUCGGAGAUGCGCGGCGCGGCGGAGCCGUCGUGCAUGAUGGGGUUCGUCGCCGGCGGGUGCACGAGCAUCGGACGGCCCAGAUUGCUCCGCAGGCUGAGGGGGUGGGCCGGUGGGAAGGGCGGGAGCAGCAGGAGGCAGUGCAAGAUCGAAUUCCCAACUAGUCCGAUGUAAUCCGUUCAAAUUUAAUUCGAAUUUAUUUAAUUUGUUACUUGUGAUGAGGUGAAAAAAAAGUUCAAAUUUGUAUGUGUUUCAAUUGAAAAAAUCAGCAGUCUUCGGACUGUUCUCGGAUGAACACGUUGUACGUACUUGAGUAAAUUGUGUUGUGUUGAGAAGGAAGUUAACAUUCAUGGUCAA